CGAAAAGCCUGACCCCUCAGUGCCUUUGAGCCCCCUCGAUACCCCUCCCCAGGCGCCGACAACAUCGACCUGGCAUCCGCACCAGGCGCGCUCGUCGUCGUCUACAGAGAACACCGGUCAAACAGGGAGCUAUCCCGAUGGCGAUUUCCGCAAUGAGUCGGCUGCCACCAUCAAGGAUAUCAAGUGCGAGGUCAUGGUGAACUGGCUGCACUCGAAGCAAGAAGAGCGAAUCUGGACGACGGGGCACCCGGGCGAGGGUGUAGUGCUGAAGCAGACGAAGGGGCGAUAUGUAUGCUGUCCUUCUGAGCUGCAGGAUGAUGAUUCGCAAUUCUACCAAUCCGUUUCGAGCUUAAAUGUUAGGAUUACGAGUGGUCUCCGGUUACAAGUUGUACCCUCGCUCCGAGAACUGCCAUACUGCCAGAAGCACCAGUCGGCAGCUUUCAUCCAGGAGGAGCAACUUUUGGUCGUAUGGGAAGACGACCCGAAGAGACUGCUGGAGCGAGCCACCUUCAUUGAAUCGAUGUUGAUGCAAAGAGUGUGGGGGCAAGAUCCCGCAGUCCCUGGCUCCAACGACCAAAAGGGGGCAUUCGCCACCGUCACGCGUGCAGGUGAGGACGAUACAGAGGUCGCGGCGGAGAAACCUAGAAGGCUCGUUUUGAACCAAUCCGUCCUGACGGCGGCGACAUUGACUCUUGUGUUGUCGGCGAUCGGUAGCGGAUGGAGGAACAUCGCUAUAGAACUGCUCGUCGACAGGAACUGGAUCCGGAUGGGAUUCCUAGCUUGCCUGUUUCCCCAGAUAUGGCUCGCUUUGUUCUUCUUCCAAGCGCUCGUGGGAAACUUUGCGCAGCUACUCGGUCCCAUCGGCCAGGUCCGCGAGAACACGAAGUACUACUCUGGCCAGCCGCCUCGACGUCUUCAGCGCGACGCUGGGACGGGCCUUCCGCAUGUAACCAUCCAGAUGCCAGUGUAUAAGGAGGGCCUCCACGCGGUCAUCGAGCCCACGAUCCGCUCCGUCAAAGCGGCCAUCUCGACGUACGAGCUCCAGGGCGGGACGGCCAACAUCUUUGUCAACGACGACGGGAUGCAGCUCAUACCGUCCGCCCAGGCCCGAGCCCGACAAGACUUCUACGACGAACACAAUAUUGGAUGGGUGGCAAGACCGAAGCACAAUCCGAAGCCCGCAGAGGGCGAGCGCAAGUUCGUGCGUGCAGGCAAGUUCAAGAAGGCGUCGAACAUGAACUACGCACUCGGUGCCAGCAUCGAGGUGGAGGCCAAAAUGGCAGAUGCCCACCGCACGGAUGACUGGAACCAGAGAAACGAGAAUGAACUGUACAGUGCGGUGCUGUCUGAAGUCAUCCAGGCGCGCGAGGGCGAGAUGUGGGCUGAUGGCAACAUCCGCGUUGGAGACUACAUCCUCCUAAUCGACUCGGAUACUCGAGUGCCCACAGACUGCCUGCUCGAUGCGGUCAGUGAGAUGGAGCAGUCCCCGCAGGUUGCUAUAAUCCAGUACGCCUCCGGCGUCAUGAACGUCACUGAGAGCUUCUUCGAGAAAGGCAUCACCUUCUUCACCAACCUCAUCUACACACAGAUCCAGUACGCCGUUGCAAACGGCGAUGUCGCACCAUUUGUAGGCCACAACGCCGUGGUCCGCUGGUCCGCCAUGCAAGACAUCGCAUACGACUGCCCUAUCGACAAGCGCGAGAAAUUCUGGUCCGAGAAGACCGUCUCCGAAGACUUCGACAUGUCCCUCCGCCUCCAAACCAACGGCUACGUCGUGCGCUUCGGCGCCUACAAAGACAAAGGCUUCAAAGAAGGCGUGUCCCUAACCGUCUACGACGAGCUCGCGCGCUGGGAGAAAUACGCCUACGGCUGCAACGAACUCAUCUUCCACCCACUCCGACACUGGCUCUCCAAGGGCCCCUUCACCAACCUCUUCCGCCGCUUCAUCUUCUCGUCCAUGCCGCUGCCUUCCAAGGUCACCAUCCUCGCCUACAUCGGCACGUACUACGCGCUCGGGUCCGCGUGGAUCCUCACCCUCAUGAACUACUUCCUCGUCGGCUGGUACAACGGCAUGGUCGACCAGUACUACAUCGACUCGUUCAAAGUGUACUUCUCCAUCGUCGUCGUCUUCACCGCCAUGGGCAACGUCUCCCUCGCCGUCCUGCGCUACCGCAUCGGCGAGAAAAGCCUCAUCGCGUCCCUCUGGGAAAACCUCACUUGGGUCCCGCUCCUUGUCUUCUUCCUCGGCGGCGUGAGCAUCCACGUGUCCCAGGCGCUCGUCUGCCACAUGUUUAGCAUCGAGAUGUCGUGGGGCGCUACGGCGAAGGAGGUCGAUAACGUAACGUUCUUUGAGGAGAUUCCGAGGGUGAUUAAGAAGUUUAAGUGGACGUUUCUGUUCUGUAUUGCGUGCGCCGCGAUGAUGGUGGUUCUGGCGACCGUGGUGCAUCCGCUUUGGAGGAUCACGUCGUUUACGCCGAUUUGGUCGCUGUCGUGCGUCGUGGUUAUGCAUUUCCUGGUCCCGAUCGUGCUGAAUCCGAAUUUGAUGCUGUUUACUUGGUAGGUUUGUGC
Molecule: messenger RNA, 2568 nt
Organism: Aaosphaeria arxii CBS 175.79
Lineage: Eukaryota; Fungi; Ascomycota; Dothideomycetes; Pleosporales
Exons: 3
Coding region: 194-2560 (788 amino acids)
Source: RefSeq, a predicted model, not a curated record